UUAUUGCAACAAAUUUAUUCUUUAAUGAAAGCAAAACAAAGAAAGUAAAGCCAAGUUUUUAUUUGAUAAUGAUGUAAACGUUUUAAUUUUUAGGUCGAAAAUAGAAUGUUUUAUAAGAAGUCACUUUAGUUCUUAAAAUGAUGCGCAUUUCAUAUUAUUGCAUAAUAUAAGAAUUGUUUAAAGGCUCAAAUUAAAAUGGAUUCUAAAGAUGAAAUUGAGAACAGCUUAGAUCCAAGGUAUUCUGUGGAUCUAGGAACACGGUUCCUAACUAGCUGUGAGACUGGGAACACCUAUACAGUUCUUGAAUCACUUUACUUAGGUGUUGAUAUAAAUCAAAGAAAUUCUAAAGAAGAGUCGGGUCUAAUUCUGGCAGUUAAGAAUAAUCAUGAAGAGGUUUUAGAUAUUCUGCUGGAGAUGUCCGAUCUGAAGAUAAAUUUGCAGGAUAAGGAAGGAGAUACAGCUCUCUCACACAGCACGUGCUCGGGAAAAUUAAAAAUGACGCAGAAGCUGCUGGAACACCGAGAUAUCGAUAUAAACCUGGCAGACCGAGACGGUGUACCACCGUUACACAAAGCAGUCGCCAGCACCCAUUUCACACUUACUAAACUAAUGUUGGAACGAGAGGACUUGAAUGUUAAUGCUAAAAGUAAAUAUGGAUUUACUGCUUUAAUUCUAGCCGCAGGGCUAGGCAAGAUUGAAUUCGUGGAACUCCUUCUUGGUAGAACGGAUAUUGAAGUGAAUCACGUGGAGGGGAACAACUGCUCGGCUUUGAUGAUUGCUUGUAUGCACGGAUAUGUCCAGGGUAUUCGUGCCUUAUCACUGCCUGCUAUCAGAACCAACUUCAGUUAG
Eurytemora carolleeae is the source of this 849-nucleotide messenger RNA. RefSeq names its product putative ankyrin repeat protein RBE_0317. The record is from RefSeq and is a predicted model, not a curated record. NCBI's taxonomy places the organism in Eukaryota, Metazoa, Arthropoda, Copepoda, Calanoida, Temoridae. Bases 196 to 849 code for a protein of 217 amino acids. The transcript is spliced from 8 exons. Gene Ontology annotation, molecular function: protein binding.